CGAAACUGUCAGCCGCCAAGGAUUUUAAGACCUCACAUACAAGUCAACAGGAAAAUUUGCAAAGGAGGAAAAAAACAUCCAACCCUCGGCGCCUCUUCAUUAUCGUCAAGAAGAAUUGGCUGGUUCUUCCACAAUAAAGAAAACCUGAAUGAGUCUCUCUAUCUCUCUCUGCAAGAAAACCAAUUUCACUCUCUUCUGAUGGCCUUUCAUCACAGAAAGCUGCUGAAUGAAUCUGUGUUCGAUACAGUUAUAGAUAAAUUUUGUCAACCAUAUUGUGAUGGCAUAACGAAGCCCGAAGGCGUCUGCCCGGUUACGUGUAUAGAUUUGUGCUUUCCUGCUUGUAGCAUGCCGCUCUUGCAAAUCCCACCACCGCCUCCUCCUGUUCCUCCUCCGCCUCCGCCUCCGUCGCCUCCCUUCAGCGAGAGUCCACUGGGCAAAUCUCAGAUGCUUUCUCUUCCCCUGACCAUCUCCCUUGCCGUCCUAGCCACCGCUUUUUUUUUCUUUACUUGCUACACCAUCUACAAGUUCUAUUCCAACUGGUACGGUUCGAGGAGGAGGCCCCCACGACGGGGCCAGCCCGGAGAAGAACAGGGUCGUGAUGAUUUUCUUGAUGAAGAUCACGGGCCCGUGAUUGACCACCCAAUUUGGUACAUAAGAACCAUCGGGCUUCAGCCAUCAGUCAUCAGCGCCAUCACAGUGGUUAAUUACAAGAAGGGAGAUGGGCUUAUCGAAGGCAGGGAUUGCUCAAUUUGUUUGAAUGAAUUUCAAGAUGAUGAGACUCUUAGGUUGUUGCCUAAGUGCAAUCACGCUUUUCACAUACCCUGUAUUGAUACUUGGCUCAGAUCACACACCAACUGCCCCAUGUGUCGGGCCGGAAUUGUGAACAACGCAGCAGCGCUGCCGUCAGAAGAGCUUGUUGUUCAGAAUUCGGGCCUGGUGGAGGAAGCCGGAGUGCGAGUAUCAGGGAGUGACAGGGAAAUCAGAAGGGAUCAAGAAAAUGAGGCUUCUGAGUUGAGAAUUGGGAUUGAAGACCACGGUAGUGCAUCUCUUGCUGAAACCGGGCUCAAGAUGAACGAAAAUCUUGGAGAAGACGAAGGUAACAGAGAUAGACAAGGCUUAGAUGGGGUACAACCUAUGAGAAGAUCAGUGUCGGUGGAUUCUUUAUCUGCAUCUAUGAUCAGUGCUGCCGUAGCCAAUGCUUUUUCAGGACAACCCAACAGCAAUUCAGGUAAGCAAAUCGUUGAACUGAAAGAGCCAACUGUCGGAGUAAUUGCAAAGAGAGCUGGAUUCAAUCAAAGCUUGUUAAGAUUAGUCGGGAGCCCUUCUAUUGGAAGGUCCACGCAAACAGGGGAUUCUUCUUUGAAGAGAUCACUUUCAUGUAGCGCAAAGUUGCUUCUAUCAAGGGAUAGCAGCAGGCAUCGAAACUCAGUUGUUCCUGAGUAAUCUUCAGGUACAUACAACCUUGAUUUCUGGAGAACUCUCAACAAGAUGAGUUUUUCAGGCCCGAAUAAAUAGCGUAAAGAUAAGUGUGUAAGAGAAUUGGGAAUGCCUAAUUGAAGAAUAGGCCUCUUCCGAGAUUAUCUGAGUGUCAUAGGUGAAGUUGCCUGGUGAUCAAUCAGCAAGAAAAUGUAAGUAAAAGUUUUGGAAUUGUUCUUAUAAAAUGGCAAAAAGAGGAAUCUUUGUGUAUGAUUUUCACAGUA
Messenger RNA from Sesamum indicum (sesame), 1700 nucleotides. RefSeq lists its product as uncharacterized. Gene Ontology annotation, biological process: protein ubiquitination. Lineage: Eukaryota; Viridiplantae; Streptophyta; Magnoliopsida; Lamiales; Pedaliaceae. The record is from RefSeq and is a predicted model, not a curated record. Gene Ontology annotation, molecular function: transferase activity.